AUGUUUGCUUACUUCGGUGGUGGGCAGAAGAAACCGGUGGGUUACAGCCAAGUACUGUUCUGUUGGCUUGAGUUUGUAGGUUGGUUUGGCGGUGAAAGACGGAGAUGGCCGGGUGCUCAGUGACGGAGAUUUAGGAAAAUUAUGCAAUUAGGUGGGAGAAAUCUACACAGAGUGCGGAGAGAAAAGGAGAGAGAGAGAGAUAGAUGGUCCCUCUUCUCAAUUAGAAGACACCCGAACUAGAUCGUUCAAACUUCUAACUUCAAAGUUCAAACCCAUUGACUCUUUCUCUCUCUCUCUCUCACGGUGUCGUUCUCUCUUCAAAAGAGAGAGAUAGAGAGCACCCAAACCGUGAGAUCAGUGCCCACGAUGCCAUUCAAGCCCCUCAAUACAAUCACCGUCGCAUUCAUGUUGGCCUUCACGUUCUUAAUCCUCUUCUUUUCUGGAUUUCUUGAAUUCCCGUCCGUAGUGAACUCCAUCCAACCCAUCUCCCAGACCGCUUCGUCGGAGACCAAAUCCGAACCCGAUCCGUUUACCGAUUUGAUCAGCGCCUUCCGGAAGUGGGACUCUCAGGUGGGUUGCGCCCUUUUCAAGGAGAAGCACAAAGCGUUGCUCCCAAUUCAGUCAAAUGGGUCCUCGUCUUUGCAAGAUCAUGUACUUGAAUGCCGUGAGCUGAAAAUGGAGCAUGUUAGUGUUUUGGUGAAAGGUUGGACGUGGAUUCCUGAUAAUCUUGACGAUCUCUACUCCUGCCGAUGCGGAUUGAGCUGUUUGUGGACUAAAUCUUCUGUUCUUGCUGACAGACCUGAUGCCUUGUUGUUCGAGACCACUACUCCUCCCCUUCAGAGACGUGCUGGAGAUCCGCUUCGUGUAUACAUGGAUCUUGAGGCUGGCAGAAAACGGUCAGGGGUAGAGGAUUUAUUUAUAAGUUAUCACGCCAAAGAUGAUGUUCAGUCUACCUAUGCCGGUGCGCUCUUUCAUAAUGGUCGAAAUUAUCACGUAUCUUCUUUGAAGAACAAUGAUACACUUGUAUAUUGGUCUUCAUCACGUUGUCUUCCUCAAAGAAAUUGGCUUGCCAAGCGGCUUCUCAGUUUGCUGCCUCACCAUUCAUUUGGCAAGUGUUUGAACAAUGUUGGCGGCGCAAACAUGGCCCUAUCUUUCUACCCUAAAUGUGCCAAUGAUGCCAGUGUCAUCCCAAAAUGGUGGGAUCAUUUACAUUGUGCAAUGUCUCACUACAAGUUUGUUCUUGCCAUUGAAAACACCAUGACAGAGAGUUACGUGACAGAGAAGCUAUUUUAUGCCCUAGACUCUGGUGCAGUGCCUAUCUACUUUGGUGCACCCAACGUCUGGGACUUUGUCCCUCCACAUUCAAUAAUAGAUGGCUCUAAAUUCAGCUCCUUGGAGGAAUUGGCUUCUUACAUAAAGGCCCUUGCUAAUGACCCUGUAGCCUAUGCAGAGUACCAUGCUUGGAGAAGAUGCGGUGUCCUGGGUAACUACGGAAAGACCCGUGCAACGAGCCUUGACACAUUGCCGUGCCGGUUGUGUGAGGCUGUCAGCAGAAAAGGUGGGAGGAAUGCGAGAGCAUAUUGAAUUUUGGAGGCCGGUUUUCUGAGUCCGUUCUCAUAGUGGUCCUAGUUGAUCAUAGGAUUGAGUCUUAAUACGAUGUGUUAUUCUUAGGUGUGUAUAGGGUCAAGAAUGAGUUUGACAUCUUUUUAUUAUUAGAAUUCGAAUACUGAUAGAUUAUACCAUUGAAAAACAAAAGCUCAUGUUAACCCAAAACCAACCAGAAUCUAUGAAAUUUUUAGCUCUUUGCUUUCCUCUUUU
This is a messenger RNA of Juglans regia (Persian walnut), 1818 nucleotides long. Its product is annotated as alpha-(1,4)-fucosyltransferase-like. Gene Ontology annotation, cellular component: membrane. The transcript has 3 exons. NCBI's taxonomy places the organism in Eukaryota, Viridiplantae, Streptophyta, Magnoliopsida, Fagales, Juglandaceae. The record is from RefSeq and is a predicted model, not a curated record. Gene Ontology annotation, molecular function: alpha-(1->3)-fucosyltransferase activity. Bases 367 to 1584 code for a protein of 405 amino acids.